Molecule: messenger RNA, 342 nt
Organism: Anisakis simplex (herring worm)
Lineage: Eukaryota; Metazoa; Nematoda; Chromadorea; Rhabditida; Anisakidae
Source: the annotation of a GenBank genome assembly
AUGGCAAUGCGAGGCAUCGACAGUAGUGCUGAUAUAGAGCCUAAUAUUGAGUCGCACCUACCACCACUGAAUCCUCUGCCACCUCCACCAGCCGCCACUCGAGCCACCGCCCUUCGUGCGGCGGCUUUAACUCGAACUUUUCGCAGUGAACCCCACCUUGACAUACCGCACUUUGUACACGGUCAAGAUCCUCUACAUGUUUCAUCGUUAACAAGAGUACUCUCUGGACUAACACAAGUUGAUUCAGCUUUAAGUACACCAUUUUCAUCCUCAAAAAGAUGUCUCGAUAGCGGUGUCAACAGUUGUCCUCAUCCGCAAGUCGUUGUCGAUGAUAGCGCGUAA